Trematomus bernacchii (emerald rockcod) is the source of this 2293-nucleotide messenger RNA. It is a transcript of the gene poldip3, whose product is annotated as polymerase (DNA-directed), delta interacting protein 3. Gene Ontology annotation, molecular function: mRNA binding. The record is from RefSeq and is a predicted model, not a curated record. Gene Ontology annotation, cellular component: nucleus. The coding region runs from base 48 to 1505 and encodes 485 amino acids. Lineage: Eukaryota; Metazoa; Chordata; Actinopteri; Perciformes; Nototheniidae. Gene Ontology annotation, biological process: mRNA export from nucleus. The transcript is spliced from 10 exons.
GCGAAAAUCGUAUCCUAUACGCAUGCGCAGUGAGGCUGUGUUAGAAAAUGGCAGACGUCUCCCUGGAUGAAGUUAUACGACAGCGCGGUAUUAACCUCAAGGCACCAGCGAAACGACCAAUGUUUGGAAGAGGUGCAGGAGCGGUUGGCAAAAGCUUUGAUGCUCGCCAGAAGAUUGGGGCUAAUGAUGUCCGACAGCGGCUCGGACCAGGAGCAGGAUUUCAAGUGAAAGAUGCCAGGGAGAAGCUGGUUCAGAAGGAUGCUCGCUUUAAAAUCCGUGGCAGGGGAGGAGGAGGAGGGGGGGUGCAGGAUGCUCGGCAGAUGAUCAACUCACGCAAACAGGGGCCAAAUCUGUUCGCUGUCCCUGCACAGACAAUGCCAAAGAUGGCAGUAACACAACAUCUGCAGGGCCAGACAUUUGUGCCACAGAUGCAGAUACAAAGCAACUAUAAUCUGGCCGGUCUGAACUCGAGGCAGUUUAACCCGACUGCACAAGGACUUGGUUUGAGGGGCAGCGCGUCGCCACAGCUGAGCACUAAUAAGAGAGUGAUGGAUGCUCGGGAUAGACUGAGCCUCAAGAGGAACAUUGGAGGGACACCGACACAGGCAGAUUUUGAACACCCCCUCAAAAUAACCAAGACCAUCCAGCAACGUCCAAUGGGAGUAGGAUUGUCAAGUGGAAUGCGGUCAAAUACACAGCCUCUCUCAGAUGAGCACGAUGGCCCCCACAAUAAACAAGUAAAGAUGGCUACAGCUAAUCAUAUGCUCAAGUCACGGCCUGGAACAAUGGGCUCCACAUUCUCCAUGUCAGGUCCGAUCACCAAAGUGGUUCAAAAUGAUUCGUACACGGCCCCUUCCCGCCCUCCUCCCCCCGUGGCCCCCACCCGACCGAACCCCAGCAUGUCUGCCGGGCGGCCCUCAGCUGCAGCCUUAAAGCCCGUCUCCAGGACUCUGCAGCAGAGCUCAGCAGAAACCAGCCCCCCUGCUCCCGCCCCCCCACAGCCUAGUUUCAGUCCUCUGGAAGGGACCAAAAUUACGGUGAACAACCUGCACCCCCGCGUCACUGAGGAAGACAUAGUGGAACUGUUCUGUGUGUGUGGGGCUUUGAAGCGAGCGCGGCUGGCGAAGGUGGGCGUGGCCGAGGUUGUGUUUGUGCGUAAAGAUGACGCCGUUAGCGCAUACAGGAAGUACAACAACCGCUGCCUGGACGGUCAACCCAUGAAGUGUAACCUCCAUAUUCAGGGCAAUGUCAUCACUUCUGAUCAGCCCAUUCUAUUGAGGCUCAGUGACACCCCGGGCGCCAGCAGCGGCGGCGGCGGCACAAAGAAAGACGGCCUCCCCCCCUCCCUCAUGUCUCGCACUGCCGGACAGCGAGCCUCCUCUCAGCCGACCCCCGAAGUGGAUCCUCAGACGAUCCUCAAAGCUCUGUUCAAGUCCACCUCUCAGUCCAGCUCCUCCAGCGAGAGCCCCAGCGCACAGGCCACCGCCUUCCGCAUCAAGAUAUAGAUCCAGUGUCUGUUCAUUCACACAUUACUGCUUUCUCAGUGUUCUCGUACAAACGCCCACAUUCUACUCAUGUGAAACAGGUUUUUACACAUUUGAUAAACGUGACUUCUCCAGGCGGGACAUUUUGUGGAUGCACAACAUGUUGAUGAUGUUUGUUCCUGAUUAGAGGAAGGAAAGUGUGAUGUGAUUUGUUUAAUCCAAUGUCUUGGGGGAUGCCAAAUUAAUAUUAUAUUGGGAUUUUUUUUUUCUUUCUGUCAAUGCAAUACCAGCCCAUUUUGAUAAGUUUAGUUUUUUUUUUUAAUACUCCAGUUUAUUUCCCCCCCUUUCCAAGAUAAAGGAUAUGACAAAAAGACCUAGAAAACCAAUUGAGACGCAUUGGAGUAAUUUAGGGAUACAUUUUGUGUAAGGCUCGUCCACACAGGUGCGUUCAGGUUUGUCUGUACCUUUUCAGAACAGGAAAUUAAGCAGACAUUCAAUGUGGGUUAAUCACAGAUGUUCAUAAAACGACAUGUUUUCCGUGAACCAGUUUUCAAACAGUCCUAUUGUGUUUGUUUUUUAUUUACCGUCUUUGUAGCAUCGAGGUUCCUGUGUGCUGCGUUUGUGACUGGUUUUACUUGGUUGUCCAGUAAAGAAAGCAGUAUGCAUUUAAUUCUUCCUAGUAUACUUUACACAUGCUUUUUGUUCAAAGAUUGUAAAUUACUUUCUAUUGCUUUCUUGGUAUGUAAGUCAAGAGACUGGAGCGGUCAGAUCUGUCUGUGAAAUGUCAGCAUUAAAUAUCUAGCUUUGUA